Aaosphaeria arxii CBS 175.79 is the source of this 1198-nucleotide messenger RNA. RefSeq names its product carbohydrate-binding module family 20 protein. Lineage: Eukaryota; Fungi; Ascomycota; Dothideomycetes; Pleosporales. The record is from RefSeq and is a predicted model, not a curated record. Bases 56 to 1198 code for a protein of 380 amino acids. The transcript is spliced from 2 exons. Gene Ontology annotation, molecular function: starch binding.
ACGAUCUUUCAAGUUGCCCUUCUCAAUUGGUUCUAUUACUCUUAAGAUCAUAGCCAUGCAGUCAACUAUUGUCAAGCUUCUCGCAUUUGCGGGAUGCGUUAACGCACACGGCUACAUGACUUCUCCAAUGAGCAGGACUGGUCUCAAUGCUCAGAGUGGCAAAGAUACUUGCCCAGAGUGCACUAUCCUUGAGCCAGUCACAGCAUGGCCGGAUCUCGACGCUGCCAAGGUCGGCCGAUCAGGGCCUUGUGGCUACAAUGCUCGAGUCAGUGUCGACUACAACCAGCCUGGCGCAAGUUGGGGCAAAGAACCCGUCGUAACCUACAAGCCCGGAGAUACCAUUGAUGUUCAGUGGUGUGUUGAUAACAACGGUGAUCACGGAGGCAUGUUCACCUACCGCAUCUGCCAGGACCAAGCACUUGUCAACAAGUUCCUUGAUCCAAACUACCUCCCCACUGAGGCAGAAAAGCAAGCAGCCGAGGAUUGCUUCACCAAAGGCACUCUUCCUUGCACCGAUGUCAGUGGACAGACAUGCGAUUAUAAUGCGGACUGUUCUUCCGGGCAAGCAUGCUGGCGCAACGACUGGUUCUCCUGCAAAGGCUUCCAAGACACCAAAUGCAGGGGUGUCGACAAUGCACCCUUGAACUCCUGCUAUACUUCCAUCGCAGGAGGCUACACGGUGACCAAGAAGAUCAAGAUCCCCAACUACAUCUCGAACCACACCUUGCUUUCCUUCAAGUGGAACUCCUUCCAGACACCUCAGGUCUACCUCAGCUGUGCAGACAUUGCUAUCGCGGGAUCGGGAACUGGCACAACACCACCAAAGUCCACCACAACCACUAAUGCGCCUACUGCUACGAGCACCGGAAGCUGUUCGGCACCAGCCUCUCAAGUCUCCAUCACCUUCACUGAGAAGGUCAAGACACAGGUUGGGCAGACAAUCAAGAUCGUCGGAUCUAUCGCUGCCCUAGGAAACUGGGACACUUCCAAGGCGAUAGCACUUGAUGCCUCCAAGUACACUGAUGCCAACCCUCAGUGGUCUGGUGCUAUUAACAUCCCUGCUAAGACGAGCUUUGAGUAUAAGUUCAUCAGGGUGGAGAGCAAUGGUGCUGUUACAUGGGAGUCUGGAGACAACCGCAAAUAUACUGUCGGAGAUGGCUGCCAGGCUGCUGCGACAGUCAGCUCUGAGUGGAAAUGA